Molecule: messenger RNA, 1557 nt
Organism: Lottia gigantea (owl limpet)
Lineage: Eukaryota; Metazoa; Mollusca; Gastropoda; Lottiidae
Exons: 3
Coding region: 1-711 (236 amino acids)
Source: RefSeq, a predicted model, not a curated record
AUGGAGAUUUAUUGUUCAAUGUUCAUAAUAUAUACUGUUAUAAUAACUAUUGUUUAUUAUCCUCGAACUACACAUGGCCACGGUCGGUUAAUAGACCCACCAUCUAGAGCAUCAAUGUGGAGACAUGGAUUUAAUUUACCACAGAAUGAUUAUGAUGAUAAUCAGGGCUAUUGUGGUGGUCAACAGAUAUGUUGUAAUAUUAAUAUGACAGAGGAGGCUGAUGUCUUUAUAAUGGACGAUACAACAGAGGAUGAUACUAUACGAGUUGGUGGAUUUCGAUUAGACGGUAUGAUAUUUAUAUUCUGUGGUUUAGGAUUGUUAUUAUUUGUGGUAUAUUUAUUAUGGAAUUCACAAUGUUCCUCAAAAACACCCGACAUGGACGAACGUCAGAAAGAAAUCAUCAAACCAUCACAUCUGUUUGCAUACGAACUUGAACCAGGUGUAGUCGUUAUGCAGAGUAAAGACGGAGAAUUUUUUAGAAUCCUUCACGAAUAUGAUCCAGAGACACGCGGCACUAAACAUUAUGGAGCUAGUCCACAGACAGUACAGAUGGAAGGGACACCAGUUCAUUAUAUACCACAUUACACACGACCAGUAUUACAGACACAGGCUACUGCUCCUAAUGCUGAUCUAAUGGACUUACGACAACCAUUUUCUGAUAAUUAUGUAUCUCAACCUCCUCCUUAUUCACCCACUGUAUAUAGACAAUGAUUUCGAUCUUUAUCAGAUCAGCAAUGAGGGUCAUAUUUUGCAUGAUCAUUAGUGACCCCAUAUUCAUAGAGCUUUCAUAUAGAUCUAAGACAUUCGGAAUACGCAAGAUUAAAUCCUUGAUAUUUAAUAUAAAGAAAGAAGCGUUUUACGAUUUUACAGAUUUGUAUUAAUAAUUAAUUUGUAACGUGAUAUUUUGGGGUAAAUAUUUUACGAUUUGGUGCCUGAGGAAAAUCGUUGAAGAUACUCUGAUUUGGUAUUCUAAAUUGGUUGUUUGAUAUAUUAUGCUGUGAAUAUUUUAUUUUGAGAAACCUAUUUUAGGCUUCUUUUAACAAUAGUCAUUGUACCUAGGUUUAUGUUAUAUAUUUGUCUGUAUUGUUAUCCCUCAAUUCAAACGUUUAAUUUUCUAUAAAUGAAAUAAAUUUUAUUGUAAAAGGCUUCAAAAGGCACUAAAAGAAAGUUAACAUUCAUGGUGUAAAUCAAAUAUUGCACAAGUACACCGAGCAAUAUUUUAGAAUCGGAAGUUAUAUUUAGUCACAGGAUAGGCGUUCUUGGUUAGAAUAAAUAUGUUUAGUCAUAUUAGAAAAAUGAACUAUGAGAUAUUUGGUAGCAUGUCAGAAAUUUGAUGUUAUUUAAUGGCGCAGAUGACACUGGUAAACCCUGGACAUUUGAUCUACGAGUAUAAGUUGUAUUUUACACUAUGACGUUAGAACCAGACGGAAGUACAUUAUGUCAUGUGGAAUUAUAAUGCGUUUGGCUGAAGAGUUUUUUUACCCCAAGAUUAGCAUCCGGUGAUUUUCGCUUGUAAUUAUAUAUAUAUGAUAUGAUAUAAAAUUAGCAAAUACCUCU